AUGGUUAUCCCUGAGUAUAAAAAAACAGAUGCGAUUAGCGAUAAGCUCGUGAACGUGAUUCGAAUGAAUGUUGAUUCUGGUGAAUAUACUCGAUUCUUAUCAGAUUAUGCCUCAAAUAUGUUUGAGUACGACACAAUUGGUCUAGCCGGCAGAAUUCGCUGGCAGAAUACAAUGGCAUCGAUGUGUGAAAGCGUUCUCAGUCGAAGCGAUGAAUUGAAUUAUCUGCGGAAUCUGAAUUUUACAAUUGGAUUCGUUGGAUCGUUGGAUUAUUGUGGUGUAGGAAUAAUGCGUUUGUUGGGCAUUCCAAAUUUUAUUUUAGUAACUGAUGCGGCAAUGUCUGAGGACGUGGCCUUCUUACUCGGUGUACCAGGACCUCUGUGCUACGUUCCAGUUGUUGAGGAAAACGAUUUGGGUACCGUUAUGACACUUCGAGAAAGAAUUCACAAUGUUUAUAUGUAA
Molecule: messenger RNA, 459 nt
Organism: Anisakis simplex (herring worm)
Lineage: Eukaryota; Metazoa; Nematoda; Chromadorea; Rhabditida; Anisakidae
Source: the annotation of a GenBank genome assembly